AUGCAUUGUCUUUUUGCUGAGCUGGAGCCAUCUUUAACGGUCACAGAGCAAAACCUGGCAGACCGAGUUCGGUAUAUCUUGCGUUCAAAUAUAUUUGAUGUCGCCGAACUCGAACGGCUACGACGUGAGACUGUUCCCUCAUCGGAUGAAAAUGCUCAGGCUGAGGACGCGGCGCCACAUAUUGUAGAGCAACCCGCAAACGUGGAUGCCGCCGUGAAUAUCCCAGUUGUGGUUGAUUCAAACGAUGAUGGAGCAGUCGCCCAGGAACUGGAAUUAGAGCAUAUGAUGAGUACAUUGGAAGAGGCGAUUGUGGAAACGCGCAGUACGACUCUCGAAAAUCGACCGCGACUUCCCUGCAUAGCCCUAAGCAAGCGGAAUCGGGCUGUCGUGAGGGCUCUGAACCCAAUGCUGGUGACCUAUUUGAAAGCCAGCCGGGACCUUUGCGAGACGAACUCAAUUCUUUUUGGCGUCGCACUGGCAGUAUGCCGUAUUAUAGGCGCCAAACUUUCCACGGCUGGACGUGCUACUGAACAAAGUUGA
This is a messenger RNA of Parnassius apollo (apollo), 540 nucleotides long. The record is from the annotation of a GenBank genome assembly. Lineage: Eukaryota; Metazoa; Arthropoda; Insecta; Lepidoptera; Papilionidae.